AUGAAAACAAACGGUUCAGCGACAACAUUUAUGAUGCACGAUCGUCAAGCGGCAGCCAUAGCACCGUCAAAUAACAACAUUUCAACGACUACUUGUUCAAUAAAUCUCACAUCGCCGUCAUCAUCUACAUGUCAACAACAAACAAUCACAACAACAACUACAACAACGACAUCAUUGAUGCAAACGGGUUCAUCUUCAGGAUCCACUGCAGAUACACAUCAACAAUUACUUGUAAAUUUGUUUGAAUGUCCAAUUUGUUUUGAUUACGCUUUGCCACCGAUAUUGCAGUGUCAAAGUGGUCAUAUCGUGUGCACACAAUGUAGACAAAAAUUAUCGUCUUGUCCAACAUGUCGAGGUCCAUUAGGUAAUAUUCGAAAUUUGGGUAUGGAAAAAGUGGCAGAUACUAUAUUAUUUCCGUGUAAAUAUCAGACAAAUGGAUGUUUAUUGAACUUGAUACAUAAACACAAAUUAGAGCACGAAGAUAUAUGUGAUUUUAGGCCGUAUUUAUGUCCGUGUCCUGGUGCAUCGUGUAAAUGGCAAGGUUCAUUAGAACAUGUCAUGCAACAUUUAUGGUUAACUCAUAAAUCCAUCACCACACUUCAGGGAGAAGAUAUUGUUUUCUUAGCCACAGACAUCAAUCUUCCAGGAGCGGUUGACUGGGUCAUGAUGCAAUCUUGUUUUGGCCAUCAUUUUAUGUUAGUUUUAGAAAAGCAAGAAAAAUAUGAAGGAAACCAACAAUUUUUUGCUAUUGUACAAUUAAUUGGUACAAGACAACAAGCAGAAAAAUUUGUUUACCGUCUAGAAUUAAAUGGUAGUAAAAGACGUUUAACAUGGGAAGCAACUCCGCGAAUUUUAGAGCAAAAGUCCCGUGAUGUUAAUAUUGAUUAUGUUUUAAAAACUAUUUAUGCUGAAAUUGAACGACGUAAACACAUUGAUCAUGAUGCAUCUUUACGAAAAGAUAUUAUAGUUAAACAAUACAAACCGUUAUAUCCUGAUUUGUACACAUUUAAGGCUGAAUAUUUGUCAGACGAUUUUAUCGAGUUAUGCAAAAACCUAAAUGAACCAAGAAAUACAUGGAAUAAAUCUUUCGUAGAACUUAACGACAAGAUAUAUACGUUACCCAUUUUUACGUCCGAUUUUUGUUCAAGAUUUAUCGAUGAACUCAAACAUUUUGAAAAUACGAAUCUUCCAAAAGGACGUCCAAAUUCGAUGAAUAAUUAUGGAAUUCUUCUCGACGAGAUUGGUUUUAAUAAUUUUAUUGACGAAUUACGUAUUAAUUAUUUGAAUGAAUUCGCUCGAUUAUUAUAUGGAAAAGACUAUGUUGGUUCUAGUGGUCUCGAUUCUCAUAAAGCAUUUGUUGUCACAUAUAAAAUUGGGCACGAUGUUGAUCUUGGCUAUCAUUAUGAUAAUGCUGAAGUAACAUUAAAUAUUUCACUAGGAGGAAAUUUUGAAGGUGGCUCGCUUUACUUUGGCCCACUGGCGAAUAUUGAUCGAGUUUCAGAUCCAAACUUUACAUGCGUUGAACAUAAGCCAACGUAUGGCGUUUUUCAUCGAAGUAUACAAUUGCAUGGCGUGGAACCGAUUGAAUCUGGACAACGAUAUAAUCUAAUUAUUUGGAUGCGAUCAUCAUCAAUACGUAAUCAAUUGUGUCCAAUGUGUUGGCAAAAGCCAAAUAUACUACCAGUUGUCAGUGGCUAUGGCGAUGGAAUGACAGUAUGA
Molecule: messenger RNA, 1719 nt
Organism: Didymodactylos carnosus
Lineage: Eukaryota; Metazoa; Rotifera; Eurotatoria; Philodinida; Philodinidae
Source: the annotation of a GenBank genome assembly